This is a messenger RNA of Ilex paraguariensis (yerba mate), 174 nucleotides long. The record is from the annotation of a GenBank genome assembly. Lineage: Eukaryota; Viridiplantae; Streptophyta; Magnoliopsida; Aquifoliales; Aquifoliaceae.
UUCGUAGCGCCGUUGGAGAUGGAGCAGUCACCGUUGAGAGGAGAGAAGCAGUCGUCGUUGAGAGGAGAGGAGCAGUCGUAGAUGGAGAGAAGUGCAGCGAUCAGCGAUUGAGCUUAGAGGAGAGAGAGAAAGAGAGAGAGGGGGCAGCGCUGAAGCUGAUAGAGGAAGAGGAGA